ACAAACAAAUCCGAAGACGAUAAAGAAACCCAUACUAAAUAUUGGAAACUGAAAGGGUGAUAUUGGUCCAUAUGGCAUAAAAUAUAACAGUCCCUCGUUCCCUUCGCUUCCCCGCCACUCGUACAAAAUAACAUGGCUUCGAAGCUCGUGGCUCCUCCUUCUUCUCUGUCCCGCUCAACGAAGCUCUUCUCCUUCUCUUCCAACUCAAAAGGACCUAAAAUCAUUUCCUUCCCGAGCUAUUUCAGCCAAUGGAGGUCUAAAGGAAGCUCCUGCUCGCGGAGAAUGGUGGUGAAAUCUUGUCUCAAAGUGGAGGAGAAGAGUUCCCAAAAGUCCGCCGGAAUUGAGUGGGGAAAAGUCUCGGCGGUGCUUUUCGACAUGGAUGGAGUGCUCUGCAAUAGUGAAGACCCUUCGAGGAGGGCUGGAGUAGACGUUUUCGCCGAGUUAGGUGUUGCAGUCGCAGUGGAGGACUUUGUGCCAUUCAUGGGGACUGGUGAAGCCAACUUCUUGGGAGGCGUUGCUUCUGUUAAAGGGGUGAAAGGAUUUGAUCCUGAAGCGGCCAAGAAAAGAUUCUUCGAGAUAUAUUUGGAAAAGUAUGCAAAGCCAAAUUCUGGAAUUGGAUUUCCAGGAGCUCUUGAGCUCAUUACUCAGUGUAAAUGCAAAGGCCUUAAAGUUGCUGUAGCAUCUAGUGCUGAUCGAAUCAAGGUUGACGCAAAUCUAGCCGCUGCUGCCUUGCCAUUGUCACUGUUUGAUGCCAUUGUGUCAGCAGAUGCUUUUGAAAAUCUGAAACCUGCUCCUGAUAUUUUCUUAGCAGCAUCAAAGAUCUUGAGUGUGCCCACUAGUGAGUGCAUUGUUAUUGAAGAUGCACUUGCUGGAGUGCAAGCUGCCAAAGCUGCAGGAAUGAGAUGCAUAGCUGUCAAAACUACCUUAGCAGAAGAGACUUUAAAGGCUGCUUGUCCAUCACUUAUACGAAAUGAGAUAGGAGAUGUUUCACUUGAUGAUAUUCUCAGUGGUGGCUCUGAUGACUAUAAUGAGAAGAUGCAGGGAAGCCAAGUUCUUCAGACACCAUCCCAAAAUUCCUCAGGCCAAGAGAAGAUUGAUGAUGGGCCAAUCCAGCAAAAGAGUUCUGAUAAUGGGGAUUCCUUAAAUGGAGGGUUGCAGGGUUCUCGGAGUGAUAUAAUAAGAUAUGGAAGUUUGGGGAUUGCUCUUUCUUGCCUUGUUUUCGCCAUCUCAAACUGGAAGGCAAUGCAAUAUGCAUCACCUAAAGCUAUUUGGAAUAAUUUGUUUGGUGCCACUCAACCAUCUUUUGGACAAAAUGAAGGAAAAUCAAGAACCAAAAGAAUCCAACAACUUGUGAAAUAUAUAGCUGACUUAGAAACCAGUGGAACUGCUCCUGUGGUGCCAGAGUUUCCACCAAGACUGGACUGGUUGAAUACAGCUCCCCUUAAGUUUAGCCAGGAGUUGAAAGGAAAAGUGGUUGUGCUUGACUUCUGGACUUACUGCUGCAUAAAUUGUAUACACGUGCUGCCAGAUCUGGAGUUUUUAGAGAACAAGUACAAAGAUAUGGAGUUCACAGUUGUGGGAGUUCACUCAGCAAAGUUUGAUAAUGAGAAAGAUUUAGAAGCCAUUCGCAAUGCAGUGUUACGUUAUGGCAUCAAACAUCCAGUUGUGAAUGAUGGAGAGAUGCGGCUAUGGCGGGAACUAGGGGUGAGUUCCUGGCCAACGUUUGCUGUUGUUGGCCCGGAUGGUAAGCUCAUUGCACAACUAUCAGGUGAAGGUCGUCGAAAGGAUCUUGACGAUAUUGUGGAGGCAGCUCUUCAGUACUAUGGUGGAAAGAAAAUCUUAGACAGCACUCCUUUACCGUUGAGUUUAGAGAAAGAUAAUGACCCUCGGUUGCUUACAUCUCCAUUGAAGUUUCCAGGGAAGCUAGCAAUAGAUGUCCACAACAAUAGGCUCUUCAUCUCUGACAGUAACCACAACCGCAUAGUUGUAACUGACCUCAGUGGAAAUUUUAUUGUCCAAAUUGGAAGCACAGGGGAGGAAGGUUUACGUGAUGGUACCUUUGAUGAUGCUGUCUUCAAUCGGCCUCAGGGCCUUGCGUACAAUCUAAAGAAAAAUAUACUUUAUGUAGCAGAUACUGAAAAUCAUGCUAUAAGGGAGAUUGAUUUUGUUAACGAGACAGUGCGUACAUUAGCUGGAAAUGGAACCAAGGGUUCUGACUAUCAAGGAGGAGGAAAUGGAAGUACACAGCUCCUGAACUCUCCAUGGGAUGUUUGCUUUGAGCCCGACAAUGAGAAAGUUUACAUCGCUAUGGCUGGCCAACAUCAGAUCUGGGUGCACAAUACAUCAGAUGGUAGUACCAAAGCAUUCAGUGGUGACGGUUAUGAAAGAAACUUAAAUGGCUCCAGCUCAAUAACCACAUCAUUUGCACAGCCAUCUGGAAUUUCAUUAUCUAAUGACUUUUCAGAGGCAUAUAUUGCUGAUAGUGAGAGUAGCUCUAUCCGAGCUCUUGAUCUGAAAACUGGAGGAUCAAGAUUGUUAGCUGGUGGUGAUCCGUUUUUCUCAGACAAUUUGUUCAAGUUUGGAGACCAUGAUGGAGUAGGGGCUGAAGUACUCCUUCAACAUCCAUUGGGUGUCCUGUGUGCGAAAGAUGGUCAAGUUUAUAUAGCAGAUAGCUACAACCACAAGAUCAAGAAGCUAGAUCUAGCUAGUAAAAGAGUUACUACCAUAGCAGGUACAGGGAAAGCUGGUUUCAAGGAUGGAACAGCCCUAGAAGCUCAGCUUUCAGAACCAUCAGGAAUCAUUGAAGUAGUAAAUGGAAGACUGCUCGUUGCUGAUACAAAUAACAGCAUAAUAAGAUAUCUGGACUUAAACAAGGAAGUACCUGAACUUCUAACUUUAGAGCUGAAAGGUGUUCAGCCUCCUAAUAAAAAAUCUAGAUUGCCAAAGCGGCUCAGAAGACGAGCACCAUCAGAUGCACAAAUCAUUAAAGUUGAUGGUAGUUCAUCCAGUGAGGGAAACUUAUUCAUUAAAAUAUCACUGCCUGAAGAGUAUCACUUUUCAAAGGAGGCUCGCAGUAAAUUUAGUGUUGAUCUCGAGCCCGAAAAUGCAUUGACUAUUGAUCCCUUGGAUGGAUAUCUUAGUCCAGAAGGAUCUGCAAUACUUCAUUUUAAGCAAUCUUCAUCAUUAGCUUCGAUGGGAAAAAUAAAUUGCAAGGUUUACUAUUGCAAAGAAGAUGAGGUCUGUCUAUACCAGUCGCUGUCGUUUGAAGUACCCUUCCUCAAGGAAGUUGGGGAAUCUAGCACAGCUGAAAUCAUACUUCCAUUUCUUGUGAAGCCAAAAACUUCAACAAGCAGCUUACAGUUACCUGCAGUUGCCCCUUGAGGUUGUUCCUUAUGUAAAUGGUAACACCUGCUCUUUGGAGUAACAGACACAAGGUGCCAAUAUUUUUUUUUUUUUAAAUUCCUUUCAUUAAUGUAUAUAUAUGUGGAUGUUUUAUAAUUGCUGUUUUAAGUUAACAUUAAUAAUCAUUAUCACUAUUGCUGGCAUAAUCAUGAGAUAGAUUGCUUACCAAGGCAAGCACUCGUGCACCUUUGUUUCUACUCGAUUAAAUGAUUACAUCUAUAGUCCA
This is a messenger RNA of Humulus lupulus (European hop), 3628 nucleotides long. Its product is annotated as protein SUPPRESSOR OF QUENCHING 1, chloroplastic. The coding region runs from base 133 to 3381 and encodes 1082 amino acids. The record is from RefSeq and is a predicted model, not a curated record. Gene Ontology annotation, molecular function: protein binding. NCBI's taxonomy places the organism in Eukaryota, Viridiplantae, Streptophyta, Magnoliopsida, Rosales, Cannabaceae. The transcript is spliced from 29 exons.